AUGCAGUUCCACUUCUUCGCCCUCCUCGCCCUCCCUUUCCUCUCCUCCGCGAUACCCCAGCGUGCGCCACGACCAGCAGCGAACCCAACCGUGACCAUCGCCUCCGGCGUCGUCGUCGGCACAGCCACCAAAGUCUCCAACCAGCCCACCGUCACUGGCCUCGCAAACGCCUACCUAGGCGUCCCCUUCGCCAAAAGCCCACCCCUACGCUUCGCACCGCCGGAAGCCCCGAAAGCGUGGUCGAAACCCCUCCACGCCCAAAAGAACCCGCCAGCCUGUCUGCAACAAUUCCUCCCCGGCAACGACGGCGAGCGAGAGAAGACGUUCUUCAACAAUCCUGGACUUCCCCCGCCGCCGGAGAGUGAGGAUUGCUUGUACCUGAACGUCUUCGCGCCGCAGGAUGCGAGUCCCAACAAUUUGAAGCCCGUGUUGUUCUGGACGUUUGGGGGAAAUCUGCAGAUCGGCACGGCGAGUCUGGCGUACUAUAAUGGGAGUUCGUAUGCGGUCAAUCAUGAUGUUGUGGUUGUGGCGGUGAAUUAUCGAACGAACAUGUUUGGCUUCUCCAACUCCCCCGAAAUCCCCAAAAACCAGCAGAACUCCGGCUUCCUCGACAUCCGCUUCGGGCUGCAAUGGGUCCAAGACAACAUCAAGAAGUUCGGCGGCGAUCCGACGAAAGUUACCAUCUUUGGUGAGAGCGCGGGAGGGAAUUGCGCCAAACAGCUCCUCGCUCAGCCUCCUUCUCCGUUACCGUUCCGAGCUGCGAUCAUGGAGUCUGAAGCCACGGCUGCGACGGGGAAUGGCCUCGUGAGCUACAACGUGGUUGCCGCCAAGUUUGGCUGUGCACUAAGUCUGUCGCCUCUAAAUUGUCUGAGGAAGGUCGAUGGGAAGGCGAUUCAAACCUUCAUCACGGAUAACGCCCUGAACUUCUUCCCGGUGAACGACAAUACGAACGUCGGGUAUAACUCGUUGCCGUCGAUUUUGUCGGGCCAGUUUGCGAAUGUGCCGAUUUUGAUGGGGACGAACAAAAAUGAGGGCACUGUCUUUGCCGAGAUUUUCGGUUUGGGGAGUGAUCUGGAUAUUAUCAGCGACAUUCUCCAACCAUUGGGAAUCCCGCUUUUGGAUAGCGUCAAGGACAAGCUGAUAUCCACAUACCUCGCCGGCGGCGUAGCCAAUACAUCAUCCGCCCUGGUCUCGCAAAUCAUAACCGACGCAUUCUUCACCUGCCCCGCCUCAUCCCUCUCAACCGCCAUCUCCACCGGCCCAAACAACUCCCCGAUCUGGCGCUACCGCUACGACGCCUCCUUCCCCAACACCGCGACCUUCCCCAACAGUGGAGCCUACCACUCGUCCGAAAUCCCCUCGGUCUGGGGCACAUACAGUCUGAACGGCGCGACGAAGACGCAGCAGGAGUUGAGCAAAUAUCUGCAGGGUGUUUGGAGUGGGUUUGCGAAGAAUCCGGGGGCUGGGCCGGGGUGGCCGAAGUUGGGGAGUAAUGGGGGAAAGGAGUUGGGGGUUCUUGGGGGAGGGAAUAGGCCGACUGGGGAGGAGACGAGGAGUUUGAGUGAGGCGGAUUAUCCUUGUGUUGUGCUUGGGCCGGUGUUGAUUGCGGCUGGGAUGGCGUAUUAG
Molecule: messenger RNA, 1626 nt
Organism: Zasmidium cellare ATCC 36951
Lineage: Eukaryota; Fungi; Ascomycota; Dothideomycetes; Mycosphaerellales; Mycosphaerellaceae
Exons: 3
Coding region: 1-1626 (541 amino acids)
Source: RefSeq, a predicted model, not a curated record